This is a messenger RNA of Propithecus coquereli (Coquerel's sifaka), 10361 nucleotides long. RefSeq names its product serine/threonine-protein kinase WNK1. Gene Ontology annotation, biological process: negative regulation of sodium ion transport; intracellular signal transduction; positive regulation of potassium ion import across plasma membrane. Gene Ontology annotation, cellular component: cytosol; cytoplasm. Bases 613 to 7734 code for a protein of 2373 amino acids. The record is from RefSeq and is a predicted model, not a curated record. Lineage: Eukaryota; Metazoa; Chordata; Mammalia; Primates; Indriidae. Gene Ontology annotation, molecular function: potassium channel inhibitor activity; ATP binding; protein serine/threonine kinase activity. The transcript has 28 exons.
CGGCCCUUCCCGUCUGGGCAGCGGGCGCCCAGUGAGACUGGUCCCGUCGCCGGGGGCGCGUGUGGGAGGCGGCGAGCGCCUGAGACACCGGGAGCCCCGGGCCGUGGCCCUCCCUCGCCCGCCCGGCCCCUCCCACUCCUCUGCCCCGGGGCUGCCACCGCCCGGCGUCGGCGCCCGUCCCUUCCUCGCGGCGCCGCCGCCCUCUGGGCCUAGCCCGCCCAGCGCGGCGAGCGGCGGCGGUGCGAGCUGGUCUGUCGCCGCAUCCGCCGCAUCCGCUCCGACUCUGCGCCCGGCCCUGCCCCUCAUGACUGCGGCGCCUGUGCUGCCUCCGCCUGCCCGGCCGCCGCUCGCCGCAGGAUGGAUGCGGACCGUGCGGCGCUAACCCCCGUGGCUCUGCUCCUGGAUCGCCCGCCGACGAGCCUGCCUUGUGAGCCGCAGCAGCCGCCGCACCUGGGCCCCGUGUCCCGCCUCUCCUCCGGGACGGCUCGUCAGUGCUGAGCGAGGCGUCGCCGCGCUCGGCCGGAACCCGCCGUGGGAGCGGCGCCCUGCGGACCUUCACCCUCGUUUCAUUCACAAGUCCGAGCCCGCUCGCCCCACUCCGGCGGACCCACCAUGUCUGGCAGCGCCGCGGAGAAGCAGAGCAGCACUCCCAGUUCCCUGUUCCUCUCGCCGCCGGCGCCCGCCCCCAAGAAUGGCUCCAGCUCCGAUUCCUCCGUCGGGGAGAAACUGGGGGCCGCGGCGAGCGACGCUGGCAGGACCGAGGAGUACCGGCGCCGCCGCCACACUAUGGACAAGGACAGUCGUGGCGCGGCCGCGACCACGACCACCACUGAGCACCGCUUCUUCCGCCGGAGCGUCAUCUGCGACUCCAAUGCCACCGCGUUGGAGCUGCCCGGCCUCCCUGUGUCUCUCCCGCAGCCCAGCGUUCCCGCGGUCGCUCCGCAGAGUGCUCCGCCAGAGCCCCAGCGGGAGGAGACCUUGACCGCCACCGCCGCUUCCCAGGUGGCCCAGCAGCCGCCAGCCGCUGCCGUUCCUGGGGAACAAGCCGUCGCGGGCCCUGCCGCCUCGACCGCCCCCGGCAGUACCGGCAGAGACCGCCCCGUUUCCCAGCCCGGCCUUGUGGGGAGCAAAGAGGAGCCGCCGCCGGCGAGAAGUGGCAGCGGCGGCGGCAGCGCGAAGGAGCCACCGGAGGAACGGAGCCAGCAGCAGGAUGACAUCGAAGAGCUGGAGACCAAGGCCGUGGGAAUGUCCAACGAUGGCCGCUUUCUCAAGUUCGACAUUGAAAUCGGCCGAGGCUCCUUCAAGACUGUCUACAAAGGUCUGGACACCGAAACCACCGUGGAAGUCGCCUGGUGUGAACUGCAGGAUCGAAAGUUAACAAAGUCUGAGAGGCAGAGAUUUAAAGAAGAGGCUGAAAUGUUAAAGGGUCUUCAGCAUCCCAAUAUCGUUCGAUUCUAUGAUUCCUGGGAAUCCACAGUAAAAGGAAAGAAGUGCAUUGUUUUGGUGACUGAACUUAUGACAUCUGGAACACUUAAAACGUACCUGAAAAGGUUUAAAGUAAUGAAGAUCAAAGUUCUAAGAAGCUGGUGCCGUCAGAUCCUUAAGGGACUUCAGUUUCUUCAUACUCGGACUCCACCUAUUAUUCACCGGGAUCUUAAAUGUGACAACAUCUUUAUCACUGGCCCUACAGGCUCAGUCAAGAUUGGAGAUCUUGGUCUGGCAACCCUGAAGCGGGCUUCUUUUGCCAAGAGCGUGAUAGGUACCCCAGAGUUCAUGGCCCCUGAGAUGUAUGAGGAGAAAUAUGAUGAAUCCGUUGACGUUUAUGCUUUUGGGAUGUGCAUGCUUGAGAUGGCUACAUCUGAAUAUCCAUACUCGGAGUGCCAAAAUGCUGCGCAGAUCUACCGUCGAGUGACCAGUGGGGUGAAGCCAGCCAGUUUUGACAAAGUAGCAAUUCCUGAAGUGAAGGAAAUUAUUGAAGGAUGCAUACGGCAAAACAAAGAUGAAAGAUAUUCCAUCAAAGACCUUUUGAACCAUGCCUUCUUCCAGGAGGAAACAGGGGUACGGGUAGAAUUAGCAGAAGAAGAUGAUGGAGAAAAGAUAGCCAUUAAAUUAUGGCUACGUAUUGAAGAUAUUAAGAAAUUAAAGGGAAAAUACAAAGACAAUGAAGCCAUUGAAUUUUCCUUUGACUUGGAGAGAGAUGUCCCAGAAGAUGUUGCUCAAGAAAUGGUAGAGUCUGGGUAUGUCUGUGAAGGUGAUCACAAGACCAUGGCUAAAGCUAUCAAAGACAGAGUGUCAUUAAUUAAGAGGAAACGAGAGCAGCGGCAGUUGGUGCGAGAGGAGCAAGAAAAAAGAAAGCAGGAAGAGAGCAAUCUCAAACAGCAGGUAGAACAACAAUCCAGUGCAUCCCAGACAGGAGUCAAGCAGCUUCCUUCUGCUAGCAGCGGUGUACCUGCUGCUUCCACCACUUCAGCUUCAGUUUCUACACAAGUAGAACCUGAAGAACCUGAGGCAGAUCAACAUCAACAAUUGCAGUACCCGCAGCCUACUCUGUCUGUGUUAUCUGACGGGACGGUUGACAGUGGCCAGGGAUCUUCUGUCUUCACAGAAUCUCGAGUGAGCAGCCAACAGACAGUUUCAUAUGGUUCCCAACAUGAACAGGCACAUUCUACUGGCACAAUCCCAGGGCAUACAGCUUCUAUUGCUCAAGCACAAUCUCAGCCCCAUGGGAUAUAUCCAUCCUCGAGUGUGGCACAGGGGCAGAGCCAGGGUCAGCCGUCCUCAAGUAGCUUAACAGGGGUUUCAUCUUCACAGUCCAUACAGCAUCCUCAACAGCAGCAGGGAAUACAGCAGACAGCCGCUCCUCAACAGACAGUACAGUAUUCACUUCCGCAAACAUCAGCCUCCAGUGAGGCCACUGCUGCACAGCCCGUGAGUCAGCCUCAAGCUCCACAGGUCUUGCCUCAAGUACCAGCUGGAAAACAGCUUCCAGUUUCCCAGCCAGUGCCACCUAUCCAAGGCGAACCUCAGAUCCCAGUCGCGACACAGCCCUCAGUUGUUCCAGUCCACUCUGGUGCUCAUUUUCUCCCAGUGGGACAGCCACUCCCUACUUCUUUACUUCCUCAGUACCCCGUCUCUCAAAUUCCCAUAUCAACUCCUCAUGUGUCUACGGCUCAGACAGGUUUCUCAUCCAUUCCCAUCACAAUGGCAGCUGGCAUUAAUCAGCCUCUGCUCACCUUGGCUUCAUCUGCUACAGCACCUGCGGUCCCAGGGGGAUCAGCUAUGGUUCCUAGUCAGCUUCCAACCCUUCUGCAGCCUGGGACUCAAAUGCCAAGUCAGGUUCACCCACAGCUUCUACAACCGUCAGUGCAGUCCAUGGGCGUACCAGCUAACCUUGGACAAGCUGUUGAGGUUCCACUUCCCUCUGGAGAUGUUCUGUACCAGGGCUUUCCACCUCGACUGCCACCACAAUACCCAGGAGACUCAAAUAUUGCUCCCUCUUCCAGCGUGGCUUCUGUUUGCAUCCAUUCUACAGUUCUGUCCCCUCCCAUGCCGACAGAAGCAUUGGCUGCACCUGCUUACUUUCCUGCAGUGGUGCAGCCUUACGUGGAACCAAAUCUUUUGGUUCCUGUGGGUGGUAUAGGAGGACAGGUUCAAGUGUCCCAACCAGCUGUGAGUUUAGCACAACAAGCCCCCACUACAUCCUCCCAGCAAGCAGUUCUGGAGAGUACUCAGCGAGUCUCUCAGGUUGCUUCUCCCGAGCCAGUUCCAGUAGCACAACCACAGCCCUCCCAGCCUACCGCUUUGGUUUCCUCUGUCGACAGUGCACAUUCAGAUGUUGCUUCAGGUAUGAGUGAUGGCAAUGAGAAUGUCCCGUCUUCCAGUGGAAGGCAUGAAGGAAGAACUACAAAACGUCAUUAUCGAAAGUCUGUAAGAAGUCGCUCUCGACAUGAAAAGACUUCACGCCCAAAAUUAAGAAUUUUGAAUGUUUCAAAUAAAGGAGACCGAGUAGUAGAAUGUCAGUUAGAGACUCAUAAUCGGAAAAUGGUAACAUUCAAAUUUGACCUGGAUGGUGACAACCCUGAGGAGAUAGCAACAAUUAUGGUGAACAAUGACUUUAUUCUAGCAAUAGAGAGAGAGGCAUUUGUGGAUCAAGUGCGGGAAAUUAUUGAAAAAGCUGAUGAAAUGCUCAGUGAGGAUGUCAAUGUAGAACCAGAGGGUGACCAGGGAUUGGAGAGUCUGCAGGGAAAGGACGACUAUGGCUUUUCUGGUUCUCAAAAAUUGGAAGGAGAGUUCAAACAACCAGUUCCUGCAUCUUCCAUGCCACAGCAAAUAGGCAUUCCUACCAGUUCUUUAACUCAAGUUGUUCAUUCUGCUGGAAGACGGUUUAUAGUAAGUCCUGUGCCAGAAAGUCGAUUACGAGAAUCAAAACUUUUCACCAGUGAAAUACCAGAUACAGUUGCUGCCUCUACAUCUCAGGGCCCUGGAAUGAACUUGUCUCACUCUGCUUCUUCCCUUAGUCUACAACAGGCCUUUUCUGAACUUAGACGUACCCAGAUGACAGAAGGACCCAAUACAGCACCUCCAAAUUUUAGUCAUACAGGACCAACAUUUCCAGCAGUACCUCCUUUCUUGAGUAGCACUGCUGGUGUCCCAACUGUAGCAGCAGCCUCAUCUUCAGUCUCAGUCCCGACAACAAGCAGCCCUAUAAAUGACAUUUCCACAUCAGUGAUUGAGUCGGAGAUCACAGUGCCCACUGAGAAAGGGAUUGCUGGAGUUGCCACCAGCACAGGUCUCCCUGUACCACCUGUGUCUGAGUCACCAGCACUUUCCGCUGUAGGUUCAAGUAUCACAACACCUGCAACUGUCUCAGAAACUACAACAUCCCAGUCGGUUCACGUCCCUAUAUCUGGGAGCAUUGUUUCUAGUACAGGCACUUUUCCUUCUGUAACAGUUUCAACAGCUUCAGCCUCUGCAGUGGGCAGUGCUGCCGCCCCCUGUGCUAAGCCUCCAGCUGUGCUAUCUCAGCAGGCAGCUGGCAGUACUACUGUAGUAGCCACAUUGACACCGGUUUCUGCCACAACUUCAUUCCCUAGUACAGCUUCACAGCCAUCCCUUCAGCUUAGCAGCAGCACCUCUGCUCCUACUCUGGCUGAAACAGUGGUGGUCAGUGCACACUCACUGGAUAAGACAUCUCAUACCAGUACAACUGGACUGGCUUUGUCCCUCUCUGCACCAUCUUCCUGUUCCUCCCAAGGAACAGGACUGUCUAGUUCUGUUUCUCAGCCCGGUGGAGUGCACCCGUUGGUCAUCCCAUCAGCUAUAGCUUCUACUCCUGUUCUUCCCCAAGCAGCAGGACCUACACCUUUAUUACCCCAAGUACCUGGUAUCCCACCCUUGGUCCAGCCUGUUGCCAAUGUGCCUGCUGUACAGCAGACACUAAUUCAUAGUCAGCCUCAACCAGCUUUGCUUCCCAACCAGCCCCAUACUCACUGUCCUGAAGUGGAUGCUGAUACACAACCCAAAGCUCCUGGAAUUGAUGACAUAAAGACUCUGGAGGAAAAGCUGCGUUCUCUCUUUAGUGAGCACAGCUCAUCUGGAGCUCAGCAUGCCUCUGUCUCACUGGAGACAUCAUUAGUCGUAGAGACCACUGUCACACCAGGCAUCCCAACCACUGCUGUUGCACCAAGCAAACUCACGACUUCCACCACUAGUAUUUGCUUACCACCAACGAACUUGACAUUAGGAGCAGUCGCUUUGUCAGGUGUGCCAGUGGUCUCACCUGGGCAAGUGUCUGCCCCAGCCACCACUACAUCAGGAGUGAAACCUGGAAUGGCUCCUUCAAAGCCUCCUUUAGUUAAGGCUCCGGUAUUGCCUGUGGGUACUGAACUUCCACCAGGUGCUUUAUCCAGUGAGCAGCUGCCACCUUUUCCAGGACCUUCACUAACCCAGUCCCAGCAACCUCUAGAAGAUCUUGAUGCUCAAUUGAGAAGAACACUUAGUCCAGAGACUGUUGCAGUGACAUCCACAGUCGGUCCUGUGUCCAUGGUGGCUCCAACAGCAGUUGCAGAAGCAGGAGCACAGCCUCAGAAGGAUGUUUCUCAAGGCACAGAAGGUCCUGUCCUAGCAACCACUUCGGGAGCUGGUGUUUUUAAGAUGGGGCGAUUUCAGGUUUCAGUUGCAAUGGAUGAUGCCCAUAAAGAGGGUAAAAAUAAGCCAGAAGAGGCAAAAUCUGUUCAUUUUGAAUCCAGCACUUCAGAGUCCUCAGUGCUAUCGAGUAGUAGUCCAGAGAAUACCAUGGUGAAGCCAGAGCCUAACGGGGUGACCACUCAUGGUAUCUCUUCAGAUGUGCCUGAUAGUGCCCCCAAAACUCCAGCCCCAGAGGCAAAGUCAGAAACUGGGCAGCCUACCAAGGUUGGGCGUUUUCAGGUGACAACUACAGCAAACAAAGUGGGUCGUUUCUCUGUAUCAAGAACUGAGGACAAGAUUGCUGAGGCAAAGAAAGAGGGACCAGUGACAUCUCCUCCCUCUGUGGAUUUGGAACAAGCUGUUCUUCCUGCUGUGAUACCAAAGAAAGAAAAGCCCGAACUGUCAGAGCCUUCACAUCUCAAUGGGCCGUCUUCUGACCUGGAGGCUGCCUUUCUAAGCAGGGAUGUGGAUGACGGUUCAGGUAGUCCACACUCCCCACAUCAGCUGAGCUCAAAGAGCCUUCCUAUUCAGAAUCUGAGUCAAAGCCUUAGUAAUUCAUUCAACUCCUCUUACAUGAGUAGUGACAACGAGUCGGACAUUGAAGACGAAGACUUAAAGCUGGAGCUGCGAAGACUACGAGAAAAACAUCUUAAAGAGAUUCAGGACCUGCAGAGUCGCCAGAAGCAUGAAAUUGAAUCUUUAUAUACCAAACUGGGCAAAGUUCCCCCUGCUGUCAUUAUUCCCCCAGCCGCUCCCCUUUCAGGGAGAAGAAGGCGACCCACAAAAAGCAAAGGCAGCAAAUCUAGUCGCAGCAGUUCCUUGGGGAAUAAAAGCCCCCAGCUUUCAGGUAACCUGUCUGGUCAGAGUGCAGCUUCAGUCUUGCACCCCCAGCAGACCCUCCACCCUCCUGGCCACCUCCCAGAGUCCGGGCAGAAUCAGCUGUUACAGCCCCUUAAGCCGUCUCCCUCCAGUGACAACCUCUAUUCAGCCUUCACCAGCGAUGGUGCCAUUUCAGUACCAAGCCUUUCUGUUCCAGGCCAAGGGACCAGCAGCACCAACACCGUCGGGGGCACAGUGAACAGCCAAGCCACCCAGGCUCAGCCUCCUGCCAUGACGUCCAGCAGGAAGGGCACAUUCACAGAUGACCUGCACAAAUUGGUAGACAACUGGGCCCGAGAUGCCAUGAAUCUGUCAGGCAGGAGAGGAAGCAAAGGACAUACGAACUAUGAGGGCCCUGGGAUGGCGAGGAAGUUCUCCGCGCCUGGGCAGCUGUGCGUCUCCAUGACCUCAAACCUGGGCGGCUCCGCCCCCAUCUCUGCAGCAUCAGCUACCUCUCUAGGUCACUUCACCAAGUCUCUGUGCCCCCCACAGCAGUACGGUUUCCCAGCUGCCCCGUUCGGCGCUCAGUGGAGUGGGACGGGUGGCCCAGCACCACAGCCGCUUGGCCAGUUCCAACCUGUGGGAACUGCCUCCUUGCAGAAUUUCAACAUCAGCAAUUUGCAGAAGUCCAUCAGCAACCCCCCAGGUUCCAACCUGCGGACCACUUAGACCUGAGGCCGUUAACCGAGCAGAUCUGGGGCAGGAGAUGGAAUGCUGAUGGGGGGGGGGUGGGAAAGUAGCCUCUUACUAACUGCUAGUGCUGCGUUUAACUGGUUAUUUCUUGCCAGAAGGGAAUGUUCUAAUACCGCUUUGAGCCCACAGAACGGAGAGUCUCUUUCCCCCUCCAUUUAUUGGAGUGGGACAAGAACAGCUUUCUUGUGAAGGGGCAGCUUCAGACCCGCUUUCCUGUUCUUCCAUACCCAACAGUGAGGGCUUGGGCGAGGAGAGAGAAUCUUGUUCAUGAGGAAGCCACUAGAGAGCUCGAUGUAAAAUCAAAGCCCAUCUGUGUUUUCAAGUGGGCGGGGCUCCUAAUUUUGGUACACGCCCCAAAUCCCUUACUCUCCCUCCACAGUCCAAACCACAAAACACACAAAAAAAGCUAUUGGGCUAUCUCCUGCCUUGCUCCUACCCCUCUUCCCCCGCCCCUUCUUUUUGUUUUUCUUUGCUUUUUAGAACCCAGUGGAAAAUACCAGGGGACUGGGGGUGUAACCCUUAUGAUAGGUCAUUAGUGCUUCAAGCAAAAGAUACUAGCAGCUUUGACUGCAGCAUUAGCAAUUAGGGAAAAAAAUUAAGUUCCCUGCGGACAUGUAACUUUGCCAUCAGUUUUGAUGUGGAAACACUGUGAUAUUAUAUAAAUGUUGUUGGACAACAGUAGUUUUAAAGGUAACAUGAAACGUUUAAAAAGUUCCAAAAAAAGCUAGCUCUGUCCUUUACUUAUUGAGACACUUUAACUUUUUUCCUUUGUAUUUCCAUUGUAUUAGAUAAAUAAAUGUGAAUGUAAAAUUGUAUAAAUUACUGUACUUGAAUACUUCUGUUCUCCCAGUGUUGCUUGCUGGACAUUUUAGUGCCUUGGACUUCUAUUGCUUCUGCCAUUAGCGUCAACUUACCAGACCCCAGAUCAGCAAAGGGCAUGUGGGGGAAAUCGUAGGUCCAUGUGACCCUAGCGGUGGAUAUGCCAAAGGGAAGUUGAAAGAGUAUUUUUUUUAAGUCAUUCAACAAUUUUGUCUAGAGCAGGUGUAAGAUGAGUCAGGUGAGAAGUUGGCAUCAGUGGGUGAAAGCAGAGGUUCUGUUUCAGGAACAGUUGAGGGAGGGGCAUUGUAACAAAAUCGGGCAAUUUAGAAGACUGAGUGGUGUGUGCUCAGUGAAAGAGAAAGACAGACUCGAGUGGGGGACAAACCUGUUUAGAAGACACUGAUGCCCAGCCAGCGACUGUCGCGAACCUCACUUAUUUGAGCUGGGCUUGGACAGACAAGAUCUAGAAGAAAUUAAACAUAAAGGGAAGGGGGGAGCGGCUAGUUUUUACGUUGGAAAAUGUGAUAGGUAGCGAAAAGCCACAGAUGGAGAAAGUUGCUCUAAGAAGAACUGUUUGGAUCGCUUUCCUCUUGCACAUGGACCGUGCGUUUCUCAGCUUGGGGUACUAUGUUUUGUGGAAAAUGAAUCUUUCUACAUCUGAAUAAGCAUUGUCAAAAAGAAUGCUUAUUCCUACUCAUUUCCUCUAUGGUGUCCAAAUGGUUGCAGGAUUAUACUCUAUUGUGCCACGUUUAUUUCUAAAAUUAUAACCAAUAUUCUCGUAUUUUCAUAUAAAUAUUUCCUUUAAUAACUGCAACCAACCAGUAUUAUUUAGUGCUAUGCCUAAUUGUAAUGGGCAGUUCUUUCGUUUUCAGAGCUUUCCAGAAAUACUGUCCUAAUUGGCUAUGUUUGGGAACUCUGUUAUCUCUGAGGAUGGAUAAAGAAGCUAGGACUCUUAAUCUGGGGGUGCCUCUUCUCCUGACUCUCAGUUGGGAAACUGACACAUCCCCAACCUUUGACCCCCCCGCCCCCACCUGCGCCAUUGGCGCAUCCCGGGAAUCCCAGCCGUAGGAAGAGCCGAGUCCUGUUCGUUCCUUACAGGCCUAUUUUCUUGACCGCGUGGCCGAGGCCCCACAGACGCGAGUGAGAGCUGAGGGUUUAGGAAGGUCGGGUUGAAAAGGCCAGCGGUUUCAAGCCCUGCUUUAAAGCUGUUUACUCAUUCUCUGCUUGUGAUUCUUGGCGAGAGGGUGAGAGUGAGGCCAGCACAGAGUGCCGAGUAAGUGAGAAGUGGAUGCCUGAGACGAUGGAACAAACCUUUAUCCCAGAGGAACGAGGGAGCCAAAUGCAGCACAUUAUUGUUUUGUUAUUUUGGUUUAAUAAUUUUGAGAUCUUUUCACUCAUACACAAAAGCUAAGAACUGGUUUUAUUUACUGUUGAUUUUUCCCCCUCCUGUGGAUGAAAUAACUGAAGCCUAGAGGAAGGAACUAGUGCUACUGAACUCUUUAAAUUAUUUUUGUGUUAAUAGUACACUGAGUAUCUUUUUCCACAUUAAAAAAAAGAUCUUUCUGAAUUAUAAAUGUUUUCCUUACAUUAUUUAACAAUGUAUACUGUUUAAAAAAACAAACUGAAUUCAAACUUCGGGGGUUUCUCAGCAGCCAUUAAUUGUACAUUCUGCACUAACUCUGGGUGUUGCGCUUCUUGUACGAUUGCGCUUUGUGCUUCAGUUUGUUACCUUUGUAGACUUAUUUAAUGAAACCAUUCAAAUAAACAAAACUUGCUUUUGUUGA